This is a messenger RNA of Penicillium cataractarum, 516 nucleotides long. RefSeq lists its product as uncharacterized. NCBI's taxonomy places the organism in Eukaryota, Fungi, Ascomycota, Eurotiomycetes, Eurotiales, Aspergillaceae. Bases 1 to 516 code for a protein of 171 amino acids. The transcript has a single exon. The record is from RefSeq and is a predicted model, not a curated record.
AUGAUGCGCAUUGCCAACAAACGGGCUGUCCCAAUCAGACCUAUCUACUAUCUACAAGCCAAACACAACAUACGCUACCUACACAAUAACCUGACCACACCAAACCAAGAGGAAAUCGCCAUCCUCGACCGCCAAAUCCUCCGACCCGACAGAGCAGAGACAUGCCAAUCCGGCACCGACGACGAAGUCGCGCGUCACAAAUCCCCGUACGACCCUACACAAACAGCAGUGGACAAAGAAGUCUCCGCUCUGCGGGAAGAAUACAGACUGGAAGGGGACCUCCUGCACGAUCCGUUGGCAGUCAGCCCCGCAAACCUACAAGUCAGUCAUAUACUGCAGUUGGAGGAGGAGCGUGCAAUUGCGGGAUGGAAUCCGCUGGGUAGUGUCAGGGGUUGGACGAGUAAACACAAAACAGUCCUGUUGCGGAGGGAGCCGUAUAAUUUUCGAGCAUAUGAAAUUGUGUUUCCCUAUCUUGGGAAGUACAGAAAGGUUUGCGGUUCCCUGGUGGUGAAUUAG